ACCCCAACUUCCACUCUUAUCCAUCCAGACCCCCAACCCCCAACCAAAAAAAUGAACAACACCGACGCCCACCCACGCAUCCUCUCCCUCACUUCGGACUCCACCUCCACCUCCGCCUCCACAUCUCCACUCGCCACCCCCGCCGCGCACUCGCGCCGCGCCUCGUACGACUCGGCCCACGACGCGCACCACUUCGUUGCGCUCCAGCAACAACUCGAGCGCGAAAACGAAGCCAAAACACAGCAUCAGCACAAGCUCAAUGUCAGCCUGAGGAAGAUGUGGGAUGGCGUCAAGAGACAUGCAGCCGAGCACCAUCGCAGUGUGAAUGCGGCGUAUAUGGCUAGUUAUGGGGGUGGA
Messenger RNA from Exserohilum turcica Et28A, 357 nucleotides. RefSeq lists its product as uncharacterized. NCBI's taxonomy places the organism in Eukaryota, Fungi, Ascomycota, Dothideomycetes, Pleosporales, Pleosporaceae. The transcript has a single exon. The annotation marks the transcript as partial. The record is from RefSeq and is a predicted model, not a curated record.